Cutaneotrichosporon oleaginosum is the source of this 574-nucleotide messenger RNA. RefSeq lists its product as uncharacterized. Gene Ontology annotation, cellular component: endomembrane system; membrane; endoplasmic reticulum. The record is from RefSeq and is a predicted model, not a curated record. NCBI's taxonomy places the organism in Eukaryota, Fungi, Basidiomycota, Tremellomycetes, Trichosporonales, Trichosporonaceae.
AUCUACCCAUCGACGUCAACGCCAUCCCAUCCUCCCCAGCACUUCCUCACCGCUCUUCAUCGCCAUGUCCCUCUCCAACCCCAUUAACGCGGCCCUCCUCCCCGCCAUCCUUUUCGUCGCAUACCGCAUUCUCUUCCCCUCCAAGCCCACCGCCCCAGCAGUGCCAUGCACCCGCUACGACCAGGGCGAGUACAACUGGGCCCCAACGAAACACCCCAAGGUGGCAGUGUACAAGGACUAUGACGUGCACGAACUCUCGAAGAGCGACGGGCGGGGAACGCAGAGUAUUCUCCUCGCCAUCGCGCGGAUCGUGGACGGUCGCAUCUCAGAGCGCACCGUGUUUGAUGUGUCGGCUGGCGCCAACUUUUACGGGCCAGAUGGAAUGUAUGGAAACUUUGCGGGGCGCGACGCUUCGCGCGGGAUGGCAAAGCAGUCGUUCGACGAGGAGAUGCUUACGGAUCUGGACAAGCCCCUCGAUGAUCUCAAGGAUUUGACACCUGCCGAGAUCGACAACAUGCAUGGGUGGCACGACCACUUCUCCAACAAGUACAAGGUCGUUGGGCGCCUGGUGUAG